Brachypodium distachyon (stiff brome) is the source of this 1199-nucleotide messenger RNA. RefSeq names its product 40S ribosomal protein S3a. Gene Ontology annotation, biological process: translation. Gene Ontology annotation, cellular component: cytosol; ribosome. The transcript has 7 exons. Gene Ontology annotation, molecular function: structural constituent of ribosome. The record is from RefSeq and is a predicted model, not a curated record. The coding region runs from base 183 to 980 and encodes 265 amino acids. NCBI's taxonomy places the organism in Eukaryota, Viridiplantae, Streptophyta, Magnoliopsida, Poales, Poaceae.
CCGGCCCAUGUCAGCGUGGUUUAUCAAGAGAGUUGGGAAACCCUAGCAGCCAGCCACACAAACCCCAGUCACCUUCCUCCCUCGCCGCUCUCUCCCUCGGCUCGGCGGCGCAGACCUUCGUCGUCGCCGGCAGCGCUCUCCUCCUCAAGCCGUCCGCCACUACUCCACUUGCAGCAGUAGCGAUGGCUGUCGGUAAGAACAAGCGUAUCUCCAAGGGGAGGAAGGGAAGCAAAAAGAAGAUCGUCGAUCCCUUCACCAAGAAGGAGUGGUAUGAUAUCAAGGCACCAUUGCUGUUCAACACGCGCAAUGUUGGGAAGACCCUUGUCUCCAGGACGCAGGGUACCAAGAUUGCUUCCGAGGGUCUCAAACACAGGGUUUUUGAGGUAUCCCUUGCUGAUCUUCAGAACGAUGAGGAUCAGGCUUACAGGAAGAUCAGACUCCGUGCUGAGGAUGUGCAAGGGAGGAAUGUCCUCACAAAUUUCUGGGGCAUGGAUUUCACUACUGAUAAGCUCAGGUCGCUGGUCAAGAAAUGGCAGACGCUCAUCGAGGCUCAUGUGGAUGUCAAGACCACCGAUAACUAUAUGAUCCGUAUGUUCUGCAUCGGCUUUACCAAGAGACGCCCUAACCAAGUGAAGCGCACCUGCUACGCACAGAGCAGCCAGAUCAGACAGAUUCGCCGCAAGAUGGUUGAGAUCAUGAUCAACCAGGCUGCAAGCUGCGACCUGAAGGAGCUCGUCGCUAAGUUCAUUCCCGAGGUGAUUGGCAAGGAGAUUGAGAAGGCGACCUCAAGCAUUUUCCCCUUGCAGAACGUGUACGUUCGCAAGGUGAAGAUCCUGAAGGCGCCGAAGUUCGACCUUGGGAAGCUCAUGGAGGUCCAUGGUGACUACGGCAAGGAGGAUGUCGGCGUGAAGCUCGACAGGCCUGCUGAAGGAGACGAGGCCAUCCCUGGAGCGGAGGAGGUUGCGGCACCUGCUGAGUAGGAGAAUGGUGCCUGAAACGUCAUAGUCAGUUUAAUUUGAUGGCUGCUUUCGCUAGUACUCUGUCGACAUUCAUGUCCUGUUUUGUGUUCUUCUGGAUGGAAGUCAUGGCGGUUGAAACUAAAUGUUAAGUUACUUUCUGAAUGAGUACCAACUAUUUAUGUGUUUCGUUUGAGUAUCCGUACUGUCUUUUACCGAGGUUCCUCGGGAUGCUAGAGCUGA